UCUUGGAAAAUCAGGACUCAGAGUUUCUUGCUUGGGUCUUGGAACAUGGGUGACAUUUGGAGGUCAAAUUUCAGAUGAGGUAGCUGAGCGGCUGAUGACCAUCGCCUACGAGAGUGGAGUCAACCUCUUCGACACGGCCGAGGUCUACGCCGCGGGGAAGGCUGAAGUGAUUCUGGGAAGCAUCAUCAAGAAGAAAGGCUGGAGGAGGUCCAGCCUGGUCAUAACAACCAAACUCUACUGGGGUGGAAAAGCUGAAACGGAAAGAGGGUUGUCACGAAAACAUAUCAUCGAAGGAUUGAAGGGCUCCCUCCAGAGGCUGCAGCUAGAGUAUGUGGAUGUAGUCUUUGCAAAUCGACCAGACAGUAACACCCCCAUGGAAGAAAUUGUUCGAGCUAUGACACACGUGAUAAACCAAGGAAUGGCCAUGUACUGGGGAACUUCGCGGUGGAGCGCCAUGGAGAUCAUGGAAGCCUAUUCUGUAGCAAGACAGUUCAAUAUGAUCCCUCCAGUCUGUGAACAGGCCGAGUACCAUCUUUUCCAGAGAGAGAAAGUGGAAGUUCAACUACCAGAGCUCUACCAUAAAAUAGGAGUUGGAGCAAUGACCUGGUCUCCACUUGCCUGUGGAAUCAUCUCAGGAAAAUACGGAAAUGGGGUGCCUGAAAGCUCCAGGGCUUCUCUGAAGUGCUACCAGUGGCUGAAGGAAAGAAUUGUGAGUGAAGAAGGGAGAAAACAGCAGAACAAAUUGAAAGACCUCUCCCCAAUUGCUGAGCGCCUGGGCUGCACACUCCCUCAGCUCGCUGUCGCAUGGUGCCUGAGAAACGAGGGUGUGAGUUCUGUGCUCCUGGGAUCAUCCACUCCUGAACAGCUCAUUGAGAACCUCGGUGCCAUUCAGGUUCUCCCAAAGAUGACAUCACACGUGGUAAAUGAGAUUGAUAACAUAUUACGCAACAAGCCCUACAGCAAAAAGGACUACAGAUCGUAAGGCAAUGCAUGAGCCAUAGGAGCUGCAUGGUUCAAAUAUCGGUCUAUACCGGUACAGAAAGGUGUUCCUAGGCAGUCUUUUAAGUCACUUAGCAGCUACUGCUCAACCUCUAGUGUCCCCGGAUGCUGAGGUGUCUGCUGUCGCUACCACUGUGCACCCAAAUUAUGAGCACAUCUGAAAACUCACAACUAAGAAAAUCCAUUCUAUUUUCUUAUUGUGGACUGGAGUCACCUAUUCUUGCAUUGCUCUGUACACCUCAUGUUAAUGCAAUGGAAAGUAUAUAGCAGGGAAAGCGGUAUUACCUGCAGGCAUUCAGUAACUUAAAGAAGGCUAUGCAGAUAGAUUUAUUUUUUCAAAUGAACAAAAUCCACACAGGGAAUGUGGAUUGCAUCAGAAAGAGGACACUGUUUACUCAGAAGUCCUGCUUGAGAAAAUAAGCAAAAACAAUUUUAAAUUUUACGUUUUCCUAUUUUCACCUUCCUAUUAUGAGCAAGCUGUUCCCCUUAUCAUUUUCAAUAAAACUGACUCCUAGGUAUUUGGUUUCAUUACCUUUUAAAUAUUCACUGUGUUUGGCCCCAUGAAAUGACCCUGUAUAGCAAUUUAUCCAAGGUCUCUACCAGAAUUCUAAUAAUGCUGUUCAUUUACAUGUAGAGAUUGUAAAAGGAUGAACACCCCAGUCUUCAAUUAGAGACAUUAUGGUAAAUGUAUGAAAGGGGGGAUUACAUUACUAUGGAAGCUUAGCUUUGAAUAAAAUGUAAUGCAUCUGCAAUGAACUGUUCACUUUUUACUACAUUUUAUGAAAACCUGCUUUAUAUUUUUGCCUGCUUAUAGGCACAACUUCUGCAAGUUUAAAUAUUUGAGCUUUAAAAAUAAAUAUACACAUGCUCGGUUUUGUAAGUAAACCUGUAAAAUACCCAGAAAGGCAAAUGUCUGUGUUUAAUUAGCACUGGGAUUUUACAAUAUAAUGCUUGGCGCUUUUGAGGAGUUAGUAACAUGAAAGUAAAUCAUGGGCUCUGUGAAAAAUGCUGUCACUACUCAGCAUAUGCUGGGUGAAUUAACUUGCCCCAUGAAAAACAAAUGUUAAAGCACUUCCUGAUUCUAUAACCACACUAUGUGCACUAAACUAUAUGCAUGAAAGCUCCCUGCAUGGAUUACAGGGGCCUGGCUUUAGUGCACUCAGAAGCUGAGGUCUAUCUAGCCCUGCCACUAUUGGCUACCUACCCUCAUGAAUACUCCACUUGAGAAAAAAUUUCAGACUAUAUUGUAUGUACCUGUAAGAGAAAACAUUUUUUCUCUUUUUUUGGGGGUGUGUUCGGGGUGAGGGUCCUAUAACUAUUUGGACACCUGAGCAUGUACAAAAUUCUAAUUAAUUUUCUGGCCAGCUGGUCCCUCAUAUGGAAAUCAUUUGAGACUUACAGGAAAAAUAUACUAUCAGCUUUAAAUGCUAUUUUCGGCCAUCAUUUCCAGAAAGGUAUUUCAUGGUUAAAUUCUAAAUAUCAAAAUGUUAAUGUGAAAUAACCAAUAAAUUUCCUUUUUGAUUACUACUUGUAUUCAAUUAAGGAAACAGUUUGGGUUUUUGCCCCAAACUAUGAGAAUAAUGACGGAUCAUUUUUCAGUUGUUCAGUGUAUUUCAAUCAAUCCAGUGAACUGUUGUAUGUAAAAAUGAGCUGAAACUGUCUAAUUGAAACUGCAAUUUAACUUGCUUAGAGUAAUAAAACAUUUUGUGCAUUUAA
Molecule: messenger RNA, 2715 nt
Organism: Miniopterus natalensis
Lineage: Eukaryota; Metazoa; Chordata; Mammalia; Chiroptera; Miniopteridae
Source: RefSeq, a predicted model, not a curated record